AUGGAUGACGAUCCAAAUAUCUAUCCAUUCAUUACCCUACAGGUAGUCGACCUGGUUCUGUUGUGUAGUGCCGUUGUCAUCUCUCUCGCCGGCGUCUACUUUGCCUUUAGAGACCUCCCCCGUCAUGCUACUGCCGCUGCAGAGAUAAAGGUUCGCCCGAGGGCGACCGCGUUGUCGACUUCUCUUCUUCUGGUCCUAGGUAUUGUCCCAUGGGUAUUGAUCUCACCAAAUGAGUUUGCACAUCAGCCGAGCCCACGACUCCAGGCCAUGAAGUAUAUCAGUGCCCUCAUUGGUGUUUUGAACUCUAUGGUUGCCUUUCUGGUCCUAAGCUUCCUCAUACGCCUCGUAGAUUUCGUCCACAGGCCAGCUGCCGAUGCCUCGUCCAGCUCAGACUCUCCCCAAAACGUUUCCAAUCAAUUGAUCAAAGGCCUUGGUCUCGCUGUGGCUCUCGCCCUCACCAAUGCUGUUUUAAUUAUAUUCGUCUUGCCAAACGAUGGACCAUUGGGAAUAAGAGAUUGGACUGCCGCCGACACCGUGGUUUUGGUUCUUUCACUCAUCAUCCAUUUGAUAUAUUUGGUCAUAACCAUAGUCGUUCUGGUCAGGACAAGGAGAACGACAUCUCGUGGGCCACUCCUCGCCGUGGCUAUUGUGUUGCCUCUCCGUUACAUCUAUGCUUUCCUCUCACCGUUCGUUAUGUUCGGCGCUGGCAGGCUCUUAAGUAGUCGCGUACUCUUCAAAUUUAUCACCGUUUGGGGUAUCGUAGGGGUUAUGUUGGUACAAUGCACCGAGGCUAUCAUUGUCUUAGUCCUCAUCAAGGUUUUGAUCUACCACUUGGCAAACUCCAAUGUCAGAGAGGAGCAUGAGGAUCCAGCGAGAAGACCGCUCCUGAGCUCGGAAAGUGGGCAGUCGGCCGGCACGUUCAACGCACCGUCCGAGUGA
Clonostachys rhizophaga is the source of this 939-nucleotide messenger RNA. NCBI's taxonomy places the organism in Eukaryota, Fungi, Ascomycota, Sordariomycetes, Hypocreales, Bionectriaceae. The record is from the annotation of a GenBank genome assembly.